AUGAUUGUGUUAGAUGAUAUAUGGAGCACCAAGUUCUGGGAUGAGAUAAGGAUGUAUUUUCCAUACAACAAUAACGGGGGUCGAAUUGUGAUCACCACAAGGGAUUCUAAUGUAGCCCAACACAUUGUAAACGCCAAGAGUUUGCAUCAUAACCUGCAAUUGCUUAACAAGGCUGCAAGUUGGGAUCUACUUCGCCAAACUGUAUUUGGAGAAGAGAAUUUCCCUCUUGAAUUACAAGAGAUAGGAACUAAGAUUGCAAGGGAAUGCGGUGGGCUUCCUCUUGCAAUUCAUGUGAUAGGUGGGCUAUUGUCAAAGGUCGAAAGAUCAAUAGAUGUGUCGGAGCAGAUUUCAACAGAUGUAGAAGCUACCAUUGUUGAAUCAGAGGAGAAGUUCUCCAAUAUACUUUCCUUGAGUUAUAACCACUUACCCAUUUACUUGAAACCAUGUUUUUUAUAUGUGGGGGCCUUACCAGAAGAUCAUCAGAUUAAGGGAUCUAGACUUACAAGUCUAUGGAUAGCUGAGGGAUUUGUGAAAUCGAACGGUGAUAAGAGUUUGGAGGAAGUGGCUAAGGAUUAUUUAAAAGUUCUCGUGGAGAGGAAUCUACUUUUGGUUACACGAAAAAAGUCUAAUGGGAAAGCAAUGAGUUAUUCUAUCCAUGACCUUUUGAGGGAUUUAUGCAUAAGGAAAGCUUAUGAGGAGAAGUUUUUACACGUUAAGGAUUCAAUGCGGCGUGUGAUUGUUAAGUCAUCAUAUGGCAUGGAAGAUGUGUGUGCUUCAUCACCACAAUUAAUGUCACUUGCCCGAUCUUUUAUAUGCACUAAUGAUAAGAUUAACAUAUCUCCUGUUUUUGGCAUAUUAGGAUUAGACAGGGUGCUAGAUGUCAUGGGUAUGUUAUUGGAGGAGUUCCCAGAAGAUAUAUUACAACUUGUCAACUGCUCUUCGGGUUUCCCUGAUGGAAUAUCAAGAUUGCACAAUCUGCAAACCUUGAUUUAUCCACACUUUAUGCCCUAUGUGCCAUCUGAAUUAUGGGAUAUGCAUGAGCUAAUACAUAUUAAGUUUAAGGAGACAGUAUUCAAAAUCAGGAACAUAAAAUUUGAUCUCAAGAAGUUGCAGACGCUUUACACAGUGAGGGUUACUCCCAAGCUGAUUAGUAGUGGCUUUUUUGAAAGAAUUCCAAAUAUCAUAAGGUUGGGAAUCUAUUAUGAAGACUCACCAAACAUUGUUGUUGAUCUUAGCCAUCUUCACAAGCUCGAAAUAUUGUAUUGCAAUUCUGAACUGGAUAAAGAUGCCGAUGAGACCAACUUCCCUAAACUCCGGGAGCUGUUUGUAUGCGACUGCUAUAAGCUAGAGGAAAUCCCCAGUGCCAUUGGAGAUAUCCCAACUCUCCAAGAAAUUGAAAUUUAUGAUUGUGGCGCUUCUAUAGUGGCCUCGGCAAAACAAAUUCUGAAGGUGCAACAAGAAGAGUACGACAACUUCGACCUCCAAAAGGUUUUGGUGGUGUUUGUGAGCGAGAAAGAGAUCAGAGAGAGAGAGAAGAUGCAAAGGGUACUACCUCUUGUUCCAAAACUAUUUUUCGGAUUUUAA
Molecule: messenger RNA, 1584 nt
Organism: Salvia hispanica
Lineage: Eukaryota; Viridiplantae; Streptophyta; Magnoliopsida; Lamiales; Lamiaceae
Source: RefSeq, a predicted model, not a curated record